AUGGGAAAAAGGAAACGUUCGUUCCGUCCGCCACCCACUUACGAGACAGGAAAUGAUAAGUUUGACAAUCAAGGUGGAAGGAUAAAAGCAAUCACCACAUGGGAUGAUAUAGAGCAUGAUUCGGAAGACGAAUUUUAUGCUGGAAGGGAUCAAAUUUCCCUAGAUACCUAUGAAUCCCACAAACGUGACGAAACAGAGUUAUCUGAAGAAGAAGCUGAUAGGAAGCAAAUUGAAAGUACUGAUUAUGAUAAUGACUUUGAUUUAAUAUCACUUGAUAGGGAAGUUUCAGUAAAAGAACGUCUAAAUUUAUCGCGAGAUGAUGUAAUUCAAACAAUACAAUCUGAAUCGCCUGAACUUAUUGAAUUAUUAAAUGAGUUCAAAGAAAAAUCCUCAAUACUUUGGAAUAAAGUUACACCUUUAUUGGAAAAAGCUAGACAAAAAAAUCUUACACAUAAUCCAGCCAUGAAGUUUAUAUCAAUAAAACAUCAAACAUUAGUUCACUAUUUAAUAAAUAUUUCUUUUUAUUUGGCUCUUAAGUCAUCAGGAACACAAAAUUUACGCAAGCAUCCAGUAAUAGAUGCUCUAGGAAAAUUGAGAAUGACUUGGGAUAAAUUAGAGAGGUUGGAACGUAACAUUGAAGGAAUUCUUGAAUGGAAUGAUUAUGAUAAAAAUAUGGCAGCUGAUCUCAAUGACGAAGAUCCAACUGAUCUCAAUAAUGAAGAAGAUCUAGAUGAUUUCUAUAAUAUGGUGAAAGAAGCCAAGAAAGCUACAAAAGAACAACGUAUGAAACAAUUUGAGAUGGAGCGUAGUAAAAAUAUGAUUGUUUAUGAGGACGAUAAUACUCUUCCCGAAGGUGCCAAACGCCAAAUUAACUAUCAGAUCCUCAAGAAUAAAGGACUCACACCUCAUCGUAAAAAAGAGCAACGUAAUCCACGUGUUAAACAUAGAAAUAAGUACGAAAAAGCAAAGAAGAAAAUCAAAAGCAUUAAACGUUUAUUUUCACAACAAGAAGGUUCUUAUGGUGGUGAGAAGACUGGUAUCAAGACUGGAUUGUCCAGGAGUAUUAAGUUAGAAUAA
Dentiscutata heterogama is the source of this 1077-nucleotide messenger RNA. The record is from the annotation of a GenBank genome assembly. NCBI's taxonomy places the organism in Eukaryota, Fungi, Glomeromycota, Glomeromycetes, Diversisporales, Gigasporaceae.